Molecule: messenger RNA, 2903 nt
Organism: Schistosoma mattheei
Lineage: Eukaryota; Metazoa; Platyhelminthes; Trematoda; Strigeidida; Schistosomatidae
Source: the annotation of a GenBank genome assembly
GGAUACUACAACCCGUCCGAAAUAAAUUAUUGGUAUAUACUCAAUGUUUGCUUAACGAUCUGACAGAUGGAUGAACGAACCAUAUACAACAGUAUCGCACCUAUCAAAAUUACUGCAAUUCGUGCUCUUAAGCUUGUUACUCUUCGUGCUGUAUUGACCGCCGACCAGGGAUCUCCAAAUAAGUUUGUGCUCCGCUCUUUUCCAGAUGUCACCGUGUGGCACUCCGGUCUUAAUGCCUGCCUCCGAUUCUCGGUAUCGUAUGUCCCUUGGUUUGCCUCCUUGUUUUUCACAUUGGGGAUUCCACGUUAAGUUUUACUUUGUGGUUCAGUUUGGUAGUUUCUGUCGUUAACUCUGUCCACCUUAUUUGUCUUUUCCUAAUUUCCUUCUCAGAUGGUGCUUAGUUUAUUCUCUACCGCAUUGAGUUAUUGUUGGUUGUCUGUGGUUAGUGGAUCAGGGUAUAACGUCUACAGCUUUUUGAAUACCUGCACUCUUUUGGUAGCGACCAAUCCAAUUCUCAGUUCCGUACAGUAGGACUGCUUUAAUAUUAGUGUUAAUAACUCUGACCUUAUUUUUGGUUGACUGUUCUUCUUAAUGUCGGAUAUUUCUUAGUUGUGAGAAUGCUGUCUUCCUUUGCUGAUCUGUGCAUUGAUAUCCACAUCAGAUUCUCCUUGUUUAUCUAUGAUGUACUCCAGGUACGUAAAAUCUUUUACCUCUUCCAGAGCUUCGCUAUCAAGUGCAAUUUGGUUGAUGUCGACUUUGUGAUACUUCAGGAUUUUACUUUUUCUUAUUUGAAUAGGAGGGUCAAAUCAUAUAGCUUCAUCUAAGCUACCCACAGUAUUCCGUGAUUUUCCUGAGCUGUAGAAGCUUUCUUAAUCCAGCCGGCAGUUGGCAAAAAGGGAGAAGUUGGGCGUAGGCACCAUUGUCUUCCACCGCGUGGCGCGUAUGUAUCUGGUGCCCCCUUGUACCAAUAUUUAUGUGUUCAGAUCAAUAAUAAUAAAUAUAAAGUCAUCACUUCUAAUUCACCUGUUAGCUGGCCUCGAUGCACAACUUUGCAACCCGGUUCCUCUUAGGAGUAGUGUUGAUCUUUUCAGGUACUCCAAAGUAUGGAAGAUUAUACGGUAUUUUUUCUACCCACUCUUUCAAGUGCUUUUUUACAAUCAAGGAAUUUGAUGUAUGUCUAUGAGUUCUGUUCAAAUGAUUGUUCCACAAUAAUCCUCAGUAUCGCGAUUUGUUCAGUAUAUGAUCGAUCUUUAUGAAAUCCAUUUUGUUGGUCUCAAGGUUAUGGAUCUACUAAACCUUUCAUUGACUUCAGCAACAUUGUUGAAAAGUGUGCCUGGCACUGACAAUAGUACGAUCCAUUUGUAAUUCUCACAUGAUCUUUAUUCGGUAUCUUAAUUUGGUACUCCUCUUUCCAGUUUAUUAGUACCUGUUUUUCCUCACAGAUCUUUCGGAAUGGAACUUGGAACAUUUAAAUUCCCUCAAGGUCUGAUUAUAGUACUUCAGUUGGUAUGUUGUCUUGUUCUACUGUUUGCCAUUUCUGAUUUAUCUGAUCGGAUUGUUAGUUUCUACUAUUGUUGGUGAGAUAUCAUCUCUAGAGAUAAUUGUGUGUGCUACUUCGAUUCAAAUAUCGGUUGCGUUGGAUAAAUGUAUUUCAGGCACUCGUUCAUCCAGACACAUUCAGAAUGAAAAGCAGGAGAGUGAAGAAAAGCGAAAAGAUGAGGCAAUUCAGUCAAUUUUCAUAUGAAAAUGCAAAUUCGAUACCAUCCCAACCUAUCAAUCUUCCCUUCUCACAAGUACAAUAUUCCUCUGCUGCGAUGUAUGAAGGAAGAGAAGAGGAUUACGAAAACGAACCACCUCUGUUGGAAGAACUUGGUAUCAACUUUAGUCACAUUGUACAAAAGACAUCAUCUGUCCUCCUUCCUUUUAAAGAAAGUUCUCAAGAAGUGCUUGACGAUACAGAUUUGGCCGGACCUUUGGUUUUCUGCUUGCUAUUUGGUUGUACCUUAAUGUUUGCUGGAAAAAUUCACUUCAAUUAUAUCUAUGGAUUAGGUGUAUUUGGUUGCUUGGGUAUUUACCUCCUGUUAUCAGUUAUGACGCCUAGGGGAGUUACACCAACUUGUGUCAUUUCAACAUUAGGAUAUUGCCUACUUCCUAUGUGUCUUUUAUCUUCAUUUGGGAUUGUAUUUUCUCUUAAAAGUAUACUAGGUGUCGUGUUGACAGCGACUGUCGUUUCGUGGUGCACAAUUGCUUCCAGUAAAUUGUUUGUUCGUAGUUUGGAUAUGCAACACCAACGCAUUCUUGUGGCGUAUCCAUGCGCCUUAGUGUAUUGUGUAUUUGCACUCCUAGUUGUGUUUUGAUUCGCUUUCUGUUAUUUAAAUUAUUGGAUACAUAGCUGUCAGAUUUACUGAUGGAUAAACUUAUGAUGACCUGUAAUAUUUAUCAUGCGAAAAAGAUACAUUUUUUCUAUUAAAACAUUCAUUAAAAAUGGACUUAUGUUUGUUUAUGAAACACUGUUAGAAAUAUACUGGGUUUCACUUGGAAUUAUGUGCCAGUAUUAAUAAACUGAUAUUGUUUUUAUUUCAGGUUGGAGAAAUUUAGGAUGAUAUGCUCUUUACCGCAGUCACCAGAAAAAGUAAUCGCUCUUGAUCGACUUGAGAUGACAGAGAGUGGGAGAGUUUAUUUUCUUUCCCGAAAUAUUCGCACACGACUGUGAAUUUAUAGCUUCUCUUUAGGAUGCCCUACUCCCCCAUGCUAACGUAGCGGGUGCAUUUUCGCAAUAGUCUUAUAUUAUGCGGAUUAUUGUAACUAUUCUCGAUGUACAGUCAAGUGUCAUCAUUACUGUCUAUUGAUUUGAUAUAAUCUUUUACUCAAUAAAUAUAAGCUCCACAUGGAUGACAGUUCAG